AUGACGUCCGUAAAACCUUCGAAGUUGUUUGCCGAUGGCGAUUUCCCCAUGACCUUCUUCCUCAUUCAAGAGAGUAUCAUGACUAGGAUGGUGAUCCAGAACAAGGGUGGUCGGAUCAUCGACAAUCCACAAGACGCUCAUCAUAUCAUCUUCAAUCGAGAUGACGGCUCACCGUCCCUCACACCUAGAAAUAAUGAGGCGAUAAGGGUUCUGAAUCAAGUGAUCGAUUGGCAAUUCGUUUUAGCAUCAACGUGGAUAUCAGAAUGCUGUAAACAAAAUAGAUUGGUGGAAGAGGGGAAUUAUCAGAUCAUUCCCUCAUCAUCUAUCGAAUCCAACGUUCCUCCGACUCCUGUGUCCAGUCUACACGCCCAACCAUUGAUCACUCCCGCAUCAUCGCCUGGGUUCCCAUAUCAACAUGCACCAAUUCUGAGUCAACACGAGCAACCUGAUUCACCUACUCAGUCAUCGAGUCAGACAUGCGAUAGAAAACGACUUGGAGAAGAGGAAGCGGAGGAUAUAAGUGAUGGUGAAAGCUUGACAUCGAAGAAAGUCAAGGUCAACCCACAUCUCGAGCUGAUAUCAUACGGACCACUUAAGGUAUGGAUCAAAGACUCGAAAGAGUAUACCAAUAUCAGAGGAUUACUUGAACCUGAGAAGACAUAUAGGAAAAGAGAGAUCUUCGACAUCUUAGUGAUCGAAAUUGCUAAUUGGGCAAAGACUCAAAAGGAGGUAUAUACAGGUGAUGUGGGGAGGUUUUGCAUGGACGAUCUCAAGAAGAAGAGACCAUGGCGAGAUUGGCGAUGGACUUGGCAAUCGCAACGAGAACACGUCAUGGAGAAACUUCGAAAACUGGGUAUCGAUACCAGGACUUGGAACACCAAGAAGGGUCAAGUGGAGGUGAUUUAUGUUUCGGAUGAUAGUGAUGACGAUCAGCAAGGAGGAGGAGAAGGAAGGGAGCCAGGUGAUGUCGGUAUCACAUUUACGGUCGAUGGAACCACACAUGAUCGAGAUCAAGAAGAUAUAACCAGAGUAAAAAUCGAACAAGACCUUCGGUACGAGCAAGGUGAGGCCUCGACGAUUCCAUUCGAUCUCGAACCGCACGCCAGCUCAAGUCUCCGAUCGGUUGAGCUCGCCCCAGCAGAUUCUGCCUCGAACAUUUCCACCAGCAAUCAAGCUCAACAACCGUUCUCAGGUGCCACAAUGAUCAACGUCGAUAGGAAUGCAUCUGCUCCAUUCACGGACGAGAACGAGAGUGAAGUUGAAAUGAAGCCUGACAUUGAGAGUGAAUAUGGAGACGGCCAAGAAGGGGAAGAACCACCUAUAAGCCUUGUCCAAAAGGAAGAUACACUCGACACAGAUCAUUGGAUUGGGGAACCGCUUAGACGCGAUGCGAGUUGA
Messenger RNA from Kwoniella mangroviensis CBS 8507, 1398 nucleotides. RefSeq lists its product as uncharacterized. The record is from RefSeq and is a predicted model, not a curated record. Bases 1 to 1398 code for a protein of 465 amino acids. Lineage: Eukaryota; Fungi; Basidiomycota; Tremellomycetes; Tremellales; Cryptococcaceae. The transcript has 4 exons.